AUGGCUGUUUCGAUAUCUCAGCUUUCUUUCGAGCACCAUCGACAAGCUCUUGGCAUUGCCGAAUCAGAGCCUCGCAUCUCAUGGCGAUUCUCUGGCAAUGCCGUUGACUGGGAGCAGAGCGCCUACGAUCUGGAAAUUCUCAAGGGGUCAGAUCCCCCAACCAUCCACAACUUUAACUCGACUGAGUCUCUCCUUGUUCCAUGGCCAGCGGCAGCUCUAGAAUCGGCCGAGCAAGCUAGAGUACGAGCUCGGGCCCACGGUAGACCUGGCCAACUGUCUACGCCCUGGUCAGAUUGGGUCACGGUCGAGACCGGGCUCCUCAACUCUUCAGAUUGGGCCGGGGCUGUCCCCGUCGCUGCCGAAAGGGAGACUGAAGUUGAAGCUCCUAAACGUCCGGUCUAUUUCAGAAAACCAUUUCUUGUCAACGCCAAUGUCACUCGUGCACGGCUCUACAUUACCGCAUUGGGGCUUUACGAAGCAGAGAUCAAUGGCCGUCGGGUUGGUGAUUAUGUUCUUGCCCCCGGAUGGCAAUCAUAUAACUACCGGCAUGUGUACGAUACCUACGACGUCACGGAACUUAUUUCCAAUGGAGACAAUGCAAUUGGUGUUGCAGUCGGUGAGGGAUGGUUCUCUGGUAGACUCAGCUACGGUGGCGGUGUCAGAAACAAUUAUGGAGACACCAUCGGCCUUCUCAGUCUCCUAGUCGUCACUCUUGAAGAUGGCACCAAGAUUAUGGUGCCGAGCGACGCGACCUGGAAAGCUAACACUGGUCCACUUAUCACUUCCGAGAUUUAUAACGGCGAACAUUACGAUUCCACACUAGAGGCAGAGCUGGAGGGGUGGUCAUCUGCAGGAUUUGCCGCCGACGACUGGCUGGCGGUGCGAGAGUUACCCGCACUCAAAGGCGCUUUAGUCCCUCCCGAUGGACCUCCUGUCAGACGACUUGAAGAAAGAAAGCCCGAGUCCAUCUUCGCAUCUCCGUCUGGUAAGACGCUUAUCGACUUCGGGCAAAAUCUUGUGGGCUGGCUGAGACUUACGGUCUCUGGGCCUACCGGUACGAACAUCACUCUCCACCAUGCCGAAGUUCUCGAAGAUGGGGAGCUCGCUCUUAGACCACUUAGGAUUGCCACCGCGGCUGACUCUUUUAUCCUGCACGGUAACGGCACACAAACAUGGGAGCCACGUUUUACCUUCCAUGGUUUCCGUUAUGCUCAAGUCGAUGGUUGGCCACAGGAAACUCCUCUUACCGCUGACUCCGUCACUGCUGUUGUUGUCCACAGCGACAUGGAGCAAACCGGCUGGUUCGAAUGUUCCAAUCAGCUUCUCAACAAGUUCCAUCACAACGUGCGGUGGUCCAUGAAGGGGAACUUCUUAUCGAUCCCCACCGAUUGCCCGCAACGUGAUGAGCGACUUGGAUGGACUGGUGAUGCUCACGCCUUUGCUCCAACGGCCAACUACUUGUACAACGCUGCUGGUUUUUGGAGAGGCUGGCACAAAGACAUCUGGUCAGAAAUGCAGCGAAACAACUCAAUGGUGGUUCCAUUCACCAUUCCAACGAUCCCCCCUGGAGGUCCCGCUACUCCUGCCGCAGUCUGGGGAGAUGUAGCUGUCGCGAACCCCUUCAACAUUUACCAAGCAUUUGGUGAUGUCGAUCUUCUCGAAGAGCAAUACCUUCAGUCUCAAGCCUGGAUUGAUACGGGCAUCAGCCGUAACGACGUUGGGCUUUGGAACCGCAGCUCUUUCCAAUUUGCCGACUGGCUUGACCCCAAGGCCCCCUCAGAUGCCCCGGGGAACGCCACCACUGCGAAGCACCUGGUCGCCGAUGCGUAUUUGAUCCAUAUGACUGAUUUCCUCGCCAACAUGUCCGCAGCUUUGGGACGUGACGAAGCGGCCGACCAAUACCGAACUCAACGGAAGGAUCUUAUCUCAGCGUUUCACGACGCCUGGAUCCAGGAUGGUGUCCUCGCAAACCAGACUCAGACUGCGUACGCCAUGGCUCUCAACUUCGGUUUGUUCACUGAUGAAGAACAGCAAUCAGCUGCUGCCGAGAAGCUGCGACAGAUCGUUGCAGACAAUGACUACCUUGUUGGCACAGGCUUUGCGGGCACUCCGCCUCUCGGGUUUGCUCUCAGAGACAUUGGUGCCACUGAAGACUUCUAUCGCAUGCUUCUUCAGACUCGAGUGCCUUCUUGGCUGUAUCAGGUGGUUCAAAAUGGGACAACCACUUGGGAGAGAUGGGACAGUCUUCUCGCAAAUGGUAGCGUCAAUCCUGGCGAGAUGACCAGCUUCAACCACUACGCGUUUGGCUCCGUUGCCAACUGGAUGCAUCAAGUCAUUGGUGGUAUUGCUCCUGCGGAACCGGGCUGGAAGCGAAUCACUGUUGCCCCGAUUCCUGGCGGCAACAUUACCAGUGCUGAUUCGAAAUACAUUUCACCUUAUGGAGAAGUUAAGGUCCAAUGGUGGUUCGAAAAUAAUGAGGAAGAAAAUGCCGUGCAUCGUAAUGGAUUCCACAUGGUCGCCGAAAUCCCUCCUAACACAAAGGCUGACAUCACGAUGCCCAAUGGGGGGAAGUCAACUGAAGUGGGUUCUGGAUACUAUGAGUUCCAUGAUCCAAGUUAUGUUUUAGUUUGA
This is a messenger RNA of Colletotrichum paranaense, 2631 nucleotides long. RefSeq lists its product as uncharacterized. Bases 1 to 2631 code for a protein of 876 amino acids. The transcript has a single exon. The record is from RefSeq and is a predicted model, not a curated record. Lineage: Eukaryota; Fungi; Ascomycota; Sordariomycetes; Glomerellales; Glomerellaceae. Gene Ontology annotation, biological process: carbohydrate metabolic process.